Paramecium tetraurelia is the source of this 1206-nucleotide messenger RNA. RefSeq lists its product as uncharacterized. The transcript has 5 exons. Lineage: Eukaryota; Ciliophora; Oligohymenophorea; Peniculida; Parameciidae. The record is from RefSeq and is a predicted model, not a curated record.
AUGUCAAAUCUAAAGUCUUCUCUAACAGUAGGGAUAUUUUAAUCACUAAGUUUUUGUGGUUUAAGAUAAAAAAUAUUAAAAAACAUUGCCUUUCAACCACCAAAAAUAAUACAACUUAAAGCACAAAUAAAACUUCUUAUUCGUUAAAAUAAAUUGAAUGCUAAUCCAGAAAUAAGAUAGAAAUCAAAAUCCUAUGAUGAUGAAAAUAUAAACUCAUUAGGUUUGAUCGAUUUAGCAGAAGAACUAAUGCAAUUUUCAAGUGGAAGUACUAGUCCUACACGCGAGGAUCCUAUAUAUCCGACUCAUGAUUUUUAUUUAAUUGAUGAGAAUGGAAAAGAGAUAAUAAUACCAAAGCAAGAAAAUUUAGAAUUGACUGGAUAUUUUUUAAAAGGCAGAAAAGGACAUAGAAUAGCAUCACUUUAUGUCAAAAGUACUUUUCCAUUGAGUGAUAUGGUGAUAUUAUUUAGCCAUGGGAAUGCAAGCGAUUUGGGUUAUAUGAUUGAUACAUUAAUUGAUUUGUGUACGAACUUGAGAAUCAAUGUCUUUGCAUACGAAUAUUCAGGUUAUGGACUAUCUUAAGGUAAAUGCACCGAUCUCAAUAUCAUUAAUAAUAUUUAAGUGGCAUAUGAUUUUUUAGUCACUUAAUUAAAAUUUGAUCCGACAAAAAUAAUUGUUUAUGGUUAUAGUAUAGGAUCUGGACCUAGUGUUAUGCUAGUUUCUGAUAAUGAAUUUCCAGUUGGUGGCCUAGUUGUUCACUCAGGUUUAAGUUCUGGAUUGAGGGUUGUAAAUAAUAAAUUGAAAUCAACUCCAUUCUAUGAUAUUUUUCCUAAUGUUGAUAGAAUCUAAAAUGUUACAUGCCCAGUUUUCAUCAUGCAUGGUUUAGAAGACGAAAUAAUCGAUUUUACAUAGGCAAAGUUAUUAGCAAAUAAUUGUUAACGACUAUAUGAACAUUGGGAAGUAGAAAACAUUGGACAUUCAGGAAUAGAUACAAAUGCUGAACAUAGAAAGAAGUAUUUCUAUAAAUUAAGAGAUUUCAUCAAAUUGAUCCAAUAGGAAAAUUAAACAAUCAAAGAACUAAAGCAGAGGAAUACUGCUAGUCCUAAGAACAGUAAGUCAUACAACCAUUAUUAUGAUAAUAAACUCAGAGAUUUUCAUUUGAUUUGUAAAAAAAUAGAAGACUCAGAUACCUUACAGAAGAAAGGAUGA